AUGUUAAGAUCAUUCAUUUCUAAAAGAUCUUUUUCGAUCUCAUUUCGUAACCUCUCCCCUACUUCGAAAAGUCAUGAUAUAGUCAUCAUCGGUGGUGGUCCCGGUGGUUAUGUCGCUGCUAUUAAGGCUGCCCAAUUGGGGUUUGACACGGCAUGUAUAGAGAAAAGAGGUAAAUUAGGUGGUACAUGUUUAAACGUCGGUUGUAUCCCUUCAAAAGCACUCUUAAAUAAUUCUUUAAUGUAUCAUCAAAUGCAACAUGAUUCCAAACAAAGAGGGAUCGAUAUUGAAGGACAAGUUAAAUUAAACAUUGAUACAUUCCAAAAGGCUAAGGAUAAAGUCGUUAACCAAUUGACUGGUGGUGUGGAAAUGUUAUUCAAGAAAAAUAAAGUCACUUAUUAUAAAGGGAAUGGAUCUUUCGAAAAUGAAAAUGUAGUCAAAGUUAGUCCCGUGGAGGGAUUGGAAGGUUCUGUAAAAGAAGAUGUUUUACUUGACGCUAAAAAUAUUAUUAUUGCUACUGGUUCAGAAGUAACUCCAUUCCCAGGUAUUACUAUUGAUGAAGAAAGAAUUGUAUCUUCUACGGGAGCUUUAUCGUUGAAGGAAAUUCCAAAAAGAUUAGCCAUUAUUGGAGGUGGUAUCAUAGGUUUAGAAAUGGGUUCUGUUUAUAAUAGAUUAGGGUCAAAAACGACAGUUCUUGAAUUCCAAGAUCAAAUUGGUGCCUCCAUGGAUGGUGAAGUGGCCAGCUCAAUUCAAAAAAUACUAAAGAAACAAGGUAUGGAUUUCAAAUUAAGUACCAAAGUCAUUUCUGCAGAAAGAAAAGGUGAUGUAGUCGAUAUCGUUGUCGAAAAAUCGGGUAAAAAGGAAACAAUUCAAGCUGAUGUAUUAUUAGUAGCAGUAGGCAGAAGACCGUACAUCGAAGGUCUAAAUGCUGAAAAAUUAGGCCUAGAUGUCGAUAAGAAGGGACGUCUAGUGAUUGAUGACCAAUUCAACACUAAAUUUCCUCAUAUUAAAGUCAUUGGUGACGUCACUUUCGGUCCAAUGUUAGCUCAUAAGGCUGAAGAAGAAGGUAUUGCUGCAGCAGAAAUAUUUAAGACUGGCCAUGGACAUGUUAAUUACAAUAAUAUUCCAUCAGUCAUGUAUUCUCAUCCUGAAGUAGCAUGGGUUGGUAAGACAGAAGAACAAUUGAAAGCAGAUGGUAUUAAAUAUAAAAUUGGUAAAUUCCCAUUUAUUGCCAAUUCAAGAGCUAAGACAAACAUGGAUACAGAAGGUUUUGUAAAGAUUAUUAUUGAUGCUGAAACUGAACGUCUGUUAGGUGCCCACAUCAUUGGUCCAAAUGCAGGUGAAAUGAUUGCUGAAGCUGGUCUUGCACUAGAAUAUGGUGCAUCUGCUGAAGACAUCGCAAGAGUGUGCCAUGCUCAUCCUACCUUAUCGGAAGCAUUCAAAGAAGCAAAUUUAGCAGCUUACUCUAAGCCAAUUAACUUUUAA
Messenger RNA from Naumovozyma dairenensis CBS 421, 1482 nucleotides. RefSeq names its product dihydrolipoyl dehydrogenase (gene LPD1). Bases 1 to 1482 code for a protein of 493 amino acids. Gene Ontology annotation, molecular function: dihydrolipoyl dehydrogenase (NADH) activity; flavin adenine dinucleotide binding. The record is from RefSeq and is a predicted model, not a curated record. Gene Ontology annotation, cellular component: mitochondrion; oxoglutarate dehydrogenase complex. The transcript has a single exon. Lineage: Eukaryota; Fungi; Ascomycota; Saccharomycetes; Saccharomycetales; Saccharomycetaceae.